AAUGCGCAAAGUGUUUGAACGUCAUACAAUGUUUGUUCUUUCUUUUUGUGCAUGAAGUGUGUGUGCGUGUGUGUGUGUGUGUGUGAGAGAGAGAGGGAGAGAGAGAGGGAGUGUGAGAGGGAGAGAGAGAGUUGAAUGAAUGAAUUUGCAUGAAACCCAAAGUUUCCACAGAAUCCUUCGUCCUGCAUGUCCAUUUAUUUUCGAUCAUCUCUGAGAGUGUGUGCGUAAAACCCGAACAGGCUCGAGCGCUUCAUUUCGAUUCACCGGGGACCCCUGCGCGCAACAAGAGCCCCCCAUGGGUGCAAUAGUGCAAACACAGUCUGCGGUGAUUGGCCAGAGGUUGAUCAGAUGGUACACUUCCCCUCUGUAUUCAGUGGCACCUCGCAACCCCCCCCUUUCAGCAAAAACCAAAUCUCGGAUAAAGUAAUGGCAAAACCACUUGGACUAUAAAAGACAACAAAUCAUAUUCCUCCGGAGUAUAUACACCCCGUUGUCCACCCAAUGAGUUCCUAUUUUGUUAACUCAACUUUUCCCGUGUCUCUACCGGGAGGACAGGACUCUCUCCUGGGUCAGAUACCGUUAUAUUCCUCGGGAUACACCGAUCCGUUAAGACACUACUCCAACGCGGCCACAUAUGGAGCCGCCAACAUGCAGGACAAGGUUUACCCUGCGUCCUACUACCAGCAGACUGGAGCAGCAGCCAUCUACGGCCGAGCCGGAGGAGGAGCGCCCUGCGACUACAACCCGGUGGGGACUUUCUACAAGGACGCGGAGGGCUCGUGCGCUUUCUCGAGCCGCGACGACCAGCCUCUGUUUGUCACUCAGGAGCAUCAGCAGCGCAAAGCGGAGUGCGCGGAGCAGGCUGUCAGCAUGAGCAGCAGCCUCGACGACAAGUCCUCCACCCUGAUCUACCCGUGGAUGCAGAGGAUGAACGCCUGCUCCGCCGGUCCAUUUGGAAACAGUGGCCGCAGGGGCCGACAGACCUACACCCGCUACCAGACUCUGGAGCUGGAGAAGGAGUUCCACUUUAACCGCUACCUGACCAGGAGGCGCCGGAUAGAGAUCUCUCACGCGCUGUGUCUGACGGAGAGACAGAUCAAAAUCUGGUUCCAGAACCGCAGGAUGAAGUGGAAAAAGGAGAACAAACUCCUGAAUCCCUCAAAGACAGCGGAGGAGGAGGAGGAGGAGCAGGCGGAGAAAAAGAGCUAAAAGGACACUGAAGAAAGAAAAGAAAAGAGAGAGGGGCACGUGGGUGUUUGUGUGCACACUCCUAAAAUAAAGUGUAUGAUUUCUCUGUAGAUAAAGUGCUGAAUCCCAUGUUAGAGAUAGAGACUUCAUUCCAGUCUGUGCACGGUGAUAAUGUCUGCAUUAGGGUUUCAAAUCUGUUUGUCUUUGUGCUCGUCUGUUGAUUUUUGGGGACUAUGCAAAAAAAAAAAAAGAAGAGAAAAAUCCACCAAAAUGUAAAUACCUGAAAGUGUUUAGUUUUUGAAAAUGUGUUACCUCAUCUACUGACUUUACUUUGAUUGUGUCUGUCCCCUCCUGACAUUAAAAGAGGCUCAGUCCCUCUCUGGUGUUCAUCUUGUGCUGUAGUUGUUCUAUAAUAAUAUUAAUAAUAAUAAUAAUAAAGUUAGUGAUAGGCUUGUUGUUUACAGCUGUGCCAUCCACAUUUGUACAGAUGUUACAUGUUAUUUAUUGUUGUUCACCUGUGUUCAAGGCACAUCUGGAUAUUGUGUGCAAUAUUUUGUUUAGGAAAUUGUACAUAGAAAUAAA
Molecule: messenger RNA, 1770 nt
Organism: Notolabrus celidotus (New Zealand spotty)
Lineage: Eukaryota; Metazoa; Chordata; Actinopteri; Labriformes; Labridae
Gene: hoxb6b
Product: homeobox B6b
Exons: 2
Coding region: 502-1209 (235 amino acids)
Biological process (GO): regulation of transcription by RNA polymerase II; anterior/posterior pattern specification
Cellular component (GO): nucleus
Molecular function (GO): RNA polymerase II cis-regulatory region sequence-specific DNA binding; DNA-binding transcription factor activity, RNA polymerase II-specific
Source: RefSeq, a predicted model, not a curated record